AUGGAUCAGUUGGAGCAGAAUCAAGUUGCUAUGAGGGAGGAUAUGACCACUGUGAAGGCUCCGAUGGGUCAACUUGUUGAAGCCCUACAAGCUCUGGCUAGGGGACAAGAGGAAAUGCGUCAGGCUAAUCUGAGAGCCUCUACUGACAACCCUGCUGUUGUAGCUCAGCCAUCUCCCGAAAGAGGUCCGUUGUACCAAAAUGCUAAUCAGACGUUCAAUAUCCCCGCCAAUGGGAGAUUCCAACCUGAGAUUGACGAUCAGCAUGACGCUUUCUUCACUACAAAGGCUGACUCAGUUUAUGAAGCUUUUGGUCCUUCUCCUGCUGACAUCGAAAGGAGAUUUCAAAUGAUGGAGGAGAGAUUCAAGGCGAUGCAAGGUCCUGAUACCUUUGGGUUGGAUGCUGCCGACAUGUGCCUGGUGCCAAACGUGAAAAUUCCUUCCAAGUUCAAAGUUCCGAGCUUUGAAAAGUAUCAAGGGGUCACUUGUCCAAAGACCCAUAUCCGAGCUUUCUGCAGAAAGAUGGCCGCUCAUUCUAAGGACGAGAAACUCUUAAUGCACUUUUUCCAGGACAGUCUUAGUGGAGCUUCUCUAGAAUGGUAUAUGCAACUCGAGCGCACGCAUAUACGAACCUGGAGGGAACUUGCUGAAGCCUUCUUGAAGCAUUAUCAGUAUAACUCAGACAUGGCUCCCAAUUGGACUCAACUCCAAAGCCUUUCUCAGAAGCUGGAUGAAUCAUUCAAAGAGUACGCUCAACGAUGGAGAGACCUGGCUGCCAGGGGUCAACCCCCUCUUCUUGAAAGAGAGUUGAUAAACAUGUUCGUGGACACCCUUCAAGGGUCGUAUUUUGAAAAAAUGAUUGGGAGUACCACCUCGGGAUUCUCAGACUUGGUCAUUGCCGGCGAGCGAAUUGAGAAUGGCUUGAAGAUCGGUAAAAUACAAGAUACAACCGCUGUGGCUAAUGGAGCAAAGAAGCCUUAUUCUGGAUUCUCAAAGAAGAAGGAAGGAGAGACCAAUGCUAUCGCUCAAGGGGGGUAUGAAGGUUACCAAAUGCCAUACUAUCCAGUGGCAGCAGUAACACCUAACCCAUAUCCACAACCAGCGUAUGUCAUUCCAACUGGUCCUCCAGCGAUGCAAUAUCAGCAGCCCUAUGCUCCUCAGCAACCUGUUGCUCCGCAACAAUAG
Messenger RNA from Lathyrus oleraceus (garden pea), 1182 nucleotides. RefSeq lists its product as uncharacterized. Bases 1 to 1182 code for a protein of 393 amino acids. The transcript has a single exon. NCBI's taxonomy places the organism in Eukaryota, Viridiplantae, Streptophyta, Magnoliopsida, Fabales, Fabaceae. The record is from RefSeq and is a predicted model, not a curated record.